AUGUCAGUCACGAACGGCGUCAAUGGCCACGUCAAUGGCACCUCUAGUGCACUCUGCUCUGUGGAGGACCUCACCUCUCGACAAUACGACUUUAUUGUUGUCGGAGGGGGCACGGCCGGCCUCGUGGUUGCUGCUCGACUGACUGAAGAUCCGAACAUUUCCGUGGCUGUGUUGGAAGCCGGAGAGAACCGCAUGGAUGACCCGAGUGUGUCGACCCCGUCUCUCUACCCUACUCUGAUCGGCCGUCCCCAAUAUGACUGGUGUAUGACCUCCAUCCCACAACCCAAUGCCGGCAAUAAGAUCUACUCGAUGCCCAGGGGCAAAAUCCUCGGCGGCAGUUCUGGUAUCAAUUACCUUAUGUAUGUCCGUCCGAGCCGAAAUGAUUUAAACGGAUGGGAAGCGAUGGGGAAUCCUGGCUGGGGCUGGGACGGCCUGGCGCGCUACUUUGUGAAAUCGCAAACCCUGGACAGGACCGAACUACACGACGAUCCUCAAUUCAUGCCCAUCGCCGGCGGGGAUAAAUUCCAUGGCACAUCGGGCCCGAUCCACACGUCUUUCAACGACUGGUACAUGCCUCUUGAGGUCGAUUUUGCCAAAGCCGCGCACGAAGUCACUGGCACACCAAAAACCAUUAGUGACGCGUGGAGCGGCGACCAUUUAGGGUUCUUUUCCAGUCUAGGCGCCGUCAACAGGAGCGAUGACCCCGGAAAGCGGAGCUAUGCGGCCACAGGCUAUUUAAGACCAAAUCUCGGGAGAAAGAAUUUGAAAGUUUUGACCGAGGCGCAAGCUACAAAGAUUAUUUUGGAUGGGAACAAAGCAACGGGCGUGGAGUUCGUGCACAAGGGAAAGAAGCAUACCGUGCAGGCCACAAGGGAGGUUGUCUUGUCAGCUGGCGUCAUCCAGAGCCCGCAGUUACUUGAACUUUCUGGGAUUGGUGACCCCGAGGUUCUGCAGGCCGCUGGAGUUGAAUGUGUCGUUGAAAACAAAGGCGUGGGUGCGAACUUCCAGGACCACGUCCUCGGCGGACUCCUCUUCGACUUGAAACCCGGUAUCGAUUCAAUGGACGCUCUCCACGAGGAAGAAUUCAAUAAAAUGCAGCAGGAUGUGUACCAGAAGACGCAGAAAGGACCGUACGCCAGUCCUGGCAUGAUGAUGGGUUUCGUGUCGUAUGCAUCCGUGGCAUCUCCCGAAGAGCUGGAAGACACGAUCAAGGAGAUCGAGCAAAAGUCGCUGGCGAAGACGGACUUCGAGAAGGCACAGGAAAAAGUCAUCGUUGACCAACUCCGCGACCCAACUUUCGCCAAUCUGCAAACAUUCUGUAUCCCCUGCCGCCUUGACGUUGGCAAGGGGUCUGACCAAACGCAAUUCUUCGACGCUCCACACAAUGGGAAACGACAGCUCUCCCUUUUGAUGUGUUUAGAACAUCCUCUCUCGCGCGGCACUGUGCACAUCAAAUCGUCGGAUCCGCUCGCCGCACCGGAAAUUGAUCCCGGCUACUUCCGUAACGAGGUCGACGCCAAGAUCCUCGCCGCUGGUAUGAAGUGGAUGGAAAAGGUGUCCAAACACCCCCUUCUGGCGAAGAGUCUUGCGCAACGGGAGUUACCACCGGAGGGCAAGGCAUUGGAGACCGAGGAGGCGAGGAUCGACUAUGUGAAGAAUCAUAUCAGUACCCAGUAUCAUUUGAUUGGGACAUGCGCAUUAGGAGAGGUGGUGGACAACGACCUAAAGGUCAAAGGCGUCAAGGGCUUGAGGGUCGUGGAUGCGAGUAUCUUCCCCGGCCAUGUUUCUGGGAACAUCAUGGCGACUACUUAUGCUGUCGCUGAGAAGGGUGCUGAUCUGAUCAAGAAGGACAUCUGA
Messenger RNA from Cladophialophora carrionii CBS 160.54, 1857 nucleotides. RefSeq lists its product as uncharacterized. Gene Ontology annotation, molecular function: flavin adenine dinucleotide binding; oxidoreductase activity, acting on CH-OH group of donors. Bases 1 to 1857 code for a protein of 618 amino acids. The record is from RefSeq and is a predicted model, not a curated record. The transcript has 5 exons. Lineage: Eukaryota; Fungi; Ascomycota; Eurotiomycetes; Chaetothyriales; Herpotrichiellaceae.